Nerophis lumbriciformis (worm pipefish) is the source of this 1704-nucleotide messenger RNA. RefSeq names its product melanocortin 1 receptor (gene mc1r). Gene Ontology annotation, biological process: G protein-coupled receptor signaling pathway. Lineage: Eukaryota; Metazoa; Chordata; Actinopteri; Syngnathiformes; Syngnathidae. Gene Ontology annotation, cellular component: membrane. Gene Ontology annotation, molecular function: melanocyte-stimulating hormone receptor activity. The record is from RefSeq and is a predicted model, not a curated record.
UGCUCGCCCUGGUGCUCUAAAAUACGGAAAAUGCAGAACAGGCUCCUUAAACGUGCCGGACAAAGAACAUGAUUUGGGAUCAUUGCUUUUUCUGGAUCUUGGUGUUUGUCAGCCUGCAUCCAUAGAGAAGACGCCGAGGAGACACACUUUCCCCACUUACCACUGGAGCUAUGGAGUUCUCCAAUAGUUCCCAAGGUAACCCCUUCAUCCUCCAUGACUACUCUGGUGACAUGACAAAGGACAAUGAGACCAACUCAAGCGGCACGGAACCCAACUCCAUGGCUUGCUUACAGCUGCAGAUCCCGCAGGAAUUGUUCUUGUCACUAGGCCUCAUCAGCCUGUUGGAGAACAUUCUGGUGGUGGUGGCCAUCAUCAAGAACCGCAACCUGCACUCCCCCAUGUAUUACUUCAUCUGCUGCCUGGCCGUGUCCGACAUGCUGGUGAGCGUCAGCAACGUGGUGGAGACCAUCGUCAUACUUUUGCACGACCACGGCCUGAUGGACAUGUACCCGGGUAUUCUGCGUCACCUGGACAACAUCAUCGACGUGAUGAUCUGCAGCUCGGUGGUGUCCUCGCUCUCCUUCCUGAGCACCAUCGCGGCGGACCGCUAUAUCACCAUCUUCUACGCGCUGCGUUACCACAGCAUCAUGACCACGCAGCGGGCCGUGAUUAUCAUCGCCGCCGUGUGGCUGGCCAGCAUCACCUCCAGCAUCUUCUUCAUCGUCUACCACACAGACAACGCCGUCAUCGUGUGCCUGGUGACCUUCUUCUGCUCCAGCCUGGUCUUCAACGCCGUGCUCUACAUGCACAUGUUCCUUCUGGCGCGCAUGCACUCGCGGAGCAUCCCCGCCAACUUUAAUAAGAAGCGGCGGCCUUCUACCAGCAUGAAGGGAGCCAUCACGCUCACCAUCCUGCUGGGCGUCUUCAUCGUAUGCUGGGGACCUUUCUUCCUGCACCUCAUCCUCAUCCUCACCUGCCCCACCAGCCCCUUCUGCAACUGCUUCUUCCAGAACUUCAACCUCUUUCUCAUCCUUAUCAUCUGUAACUCCCUUAUAGACCCACUCAUCUAUGCCUACAGGAGCCAUGAGCUGCGCAAAACACUCAAGGAGCUUCUCUUGUGCUCCUGGUUAUUCGGCUCUGACUGACUAUACUUCAUGACUUUAACUUGUUUGAAACGUUUCGCAUUUUUUGCUUGUUCAAAGUUGCUCCAGUAACAACAUUUUACAGUUUUGUGGAACAGGCUAACCGAAAUAUGGAUAAUAUUAUUUUUUUUAUGACGACAGCCUUACUCAAACAAAAAUAGAAAUGCAGCAAACAAAGUCAAGUGCUGUGUUUUUUGCAGCCAUUAUUGACUGUAAACAUAAAAAUCCUUUCAAUCCUACUUGUAGUUUAAAAAUUUGGCACUUUUGUUUUUACUUUUGAUUUCUCUCCGCCAACCAAUGCACAGGUUCCUAGCUCCACCAUACGAUCGUUUACAUUACACUUUAUGUACACUGGCACAAUUGACUAGGAUUUCACAGCAUUUAAAAGUAUUUUUUAUUGUAAACUCAAACUCAUUUUUCGCCUAAUGGGUUCUGUACACUAUGUUGCACACUCUUGUACAGUGGUAUGUUUUUUUGAACUUAAGAGAGUGAAUAACAAUAAAAUUACAAUUGUGAAGUUACAGAAUAUAGUUGUAAUUUUAUUGUAAUUAAUUUUACAGUA